UCAGGUUUUUUACUGAGACUGCUAAAUUUGGAUUUAAGACUUCUUUUCACAAAGGUUUGGGUUAUAUUGUGAGGUAAGGUGAAUUGUCAAUUAAAACAAGUUUCAUUUUAAAAGGCGUAUUUUUUUACAGAAGCUAAACAAAUUUGGAUAAAUUACUAUUUCACCACAGCUGGAAUUAAAAGACCAGGAGCAGUUUUGAUCAUUACCCACACUAUCUCAUCUAUGGAGCGCCUGAAGUUAGUCCUGCAGUACUUUCAGUCCAAUUCUGAGUCCAUCUCUAAUGGCAUCUGUAUCAUCCUGGCCCUGGUCAGCGUCAAGCUGUACACCAGUUUUGACUUUAACUGCCCAUGCCUUCCUCAGUACAACAAGCUGUACUCUCUAGGUGUGAUGAUUGUACCCCCCAUCAUAUUCUUUUUCCUGGGGGUCCUAGUCAACAGACAUACAGGAGUCAUGAUGGACGAGUGGAUGAGACCCAUUGGGAACAGAUCCAAAAAUCCUGCUGUGGUUAAGUACCUGUUCUCAGCCAUGAUCCAGAGGGCCCUGCUGGCCCCCAUGGUGUGGAUCCUGGUCACUCUGAUGGAUGGAAAGAUCUUCAUCUGUGCCUUUAGUGUUAGUGUAGACCCUGCACUCUUCUCAGGUUUGCCCAACAAUACAGGUCUGGAGUUGAUCAAAAUCAUGGCCAAAGUGCCCUGCAAGGAGGACAUUAUCUUCAGGAACAGCUCUUUCCGCAAAGCAGUUUCUCGUUACGUUCGCUGCUAUUCACAGGCAGUUGGCUGGUCCAUCCUACUUUUCCUGAUUGUACUUGGAGCAAUGGGACGCCUCAUCAAGCCCUACUUCGAUGACCACGCCACCUCUCUUCAGACACGCUAUUGGAGCAACUACCUGGACGUGGAGCAAAAGCUCUUUGAGGAAACCUGUGUCCUGCACGCUCGUGACUUCGCCCGGAAGUGCGUAGUGCAGUUCUUCGAGGACAUGAGGGAGGACACCAUACUCCGUCUCCCGCACCCGCUUUUCCUCACAAACGUCAGAGAGGAAUGGGAGGAUGAAGAAGAGGAGAGACUUCAUGGGGUGUCGAAGCAGGAGCAGAUGGACCAGCUGCUUAACAAGUGGUACCACAGUAAACCAGAACUGGACGUCACCAGAAUGGCACACAGACCCAGGACCUGUGUUACCUGGGAGGACAGAGGCGGGAGGACUUUAUACUCAGAUGUCUAGGACACAUUCGGAGAUGUAAAGCUGCCGGUAGCUAAAGGUCUACUUACUAAUGAAGCCAAGCUUUCAUUUACAUCUCCUGAUCUUCUUUCACCAAAAGGAGCUUUUGCAUGAAUUAAAAAAAUAUAUGAAUUAAAUGAUGUUACUACUGAAAUGUUAGUGUAAAUAAGAUGCAGUAUCAGGACAAAAACAGACAUGCAGGGAUUACACCCAGAAGCCAAAAAAAAACACACACCCGGCAUGUCGCUGCGAUCCAGUAUAAGCUCCACAUAAUACAUAACACAUAACACAUAAUCACCUCCCCCCUCGAUGCUUUCACCUUCCUGAUCGAGACAAAGGGAGACAGACAGACGUUACUAUACACUGUUGAGAGCUACUGUUGUUUCUCCUUCACAUCAUCUUAACAUUUAAGUGGUGCUGUCUUAAUUCUCCGUGCCUCUGGCUCUGAGGAGCUCCCUCAGUUCAUCCAGAUCAAUGUACUGCUAUCCCCGCAGAUAGCAGUGAUCUAUCAAUAGAUCCAAGACGGACGGCAUCUGACUGAAAAUCUGAAUCUGGAGGCACACAAUCAAUCAAUACAUAAAAAACACGUGGGGUUGGGCGAUAUA
Molecule: messenger RNA, 1817 nt
Organism: Eleginops maclovinus (Patagonian blennie)
Lineage: Eukaryota; Metazoa; Chordata; Actinopteri; Perciformes; Eleginopidae
Gene: calhm3
Product: calcium homeostasis modulator 3
Exons: 4
Coding region: 223-1215 (330 amino acids)
Cellular component (GO): plasma membrane
Molecular function (GO): monoatomic cation channel activity
Source: RefSeq, a predicted model, not a curated record